Messenger RNA from Venustampulla echinocandica, 549 nucleotides. Its product is annotated as Deoxyuridine 5'-triphosphate nucleotidohydrolase. Lineage: Eukaryota; Fungi; Ascomycota; Leotiomycetes; Helotiales; Pleuroascaceae. Bases 1 to 549 code for a protein of 182 amino acids. The transcript is spliced from 2 exons. The record is from RefSeq and is a predicted model, not a curated record.
AUGAUACUCCCUGGUCGCUCACUCAUUACCCGCCAAAUCAUCGCUGGCACGAUAUCCCCCACGGUGCAAAGCCAACCUUGUGGUGUCGACUUGACACUCAAAAAGGUCCUCACUUGGGUGUCUCCCGGGUCGAUAGACUUCGAUAACAGCCUUCGCCGGACGGCCAUGACCAAAGAGAUCAUAUUUCAAAUUCCCACAAAAAACGCCCCCUCGCAAUCUAUUCUGCAUCAUAGCAUCCAUCUCGCUUUAGGCUCCUAUCUGGUCGAAUUCAGCGAACGCGUCUCGGUUCCUCUGGACACCAUGGGUCAACUUUUUGUCCGCAGCUCGCUGUUCCGAUCCGGAGCGUUACUUAGUGCUGGUGUGAUGGAUAGCGGGUAUGAAGGUGCUGUGGGGGCCUUAUUGCAAGUUGUCAACCCUUCAGGCCUCCAGCUUUACAAAAAUGCGAGGCUUGCUCAGUUCGUCUUCCACCAAAUGAGUGAGCCCGUGAAAGGAUACGACGGAGCGUAUCAGGGGAGCCCGUCGAUUCUUGGAACUGGUUCCAAUAAUUGA